UGCCCAUUUUAGUCUGUCCCUGUCAGCUGUGUGGAAUGUGCGACGCACACUGUGCAGCCCCCCAUCCGAGGGUCCAGCCCGCGAGUCCCCAGCAGUGUGUCCGGUCUCUAACAGAACCCAGUCGUUCUCCUCCGCGCUCACACUCGCCCUCCGUCGCCGCUCAAUCGUCUUCAAGGUGACCCUGCUGCAGGAUGUCCUCUACCCCAGUGCUGCCCCCCCUCCUCUUCACCGCGCUGCCCUCCUUCCCCUCGGUCCCUCCGGGAGUCCCGCCCGCGGAGCUCAAUGCCACCUCGUGCCAGGAGUGGGAGCAGGCCCACCACCUCCUCUUCCACCUGGGGAACCUGUCCCUGCUGCUGGGCCUGGUCGUCCCCACCACGCUGGGCCUGCACAUGAUCCUGCUGCGUCUCCUCCUGAUGACAGGAUGUGGUCUUUUCAUCGUGUGGGCGACUCUGUAUAGGUGCAACCUGGAUGUGAUGGUUUGGAAUGUGGUGUUUCUGGUGGUCAACUUCAUGCACUUGUUCUUUCUCCUGUACAAGCGCAGGCCGAUUAAGAUCGACAGGGAGCUGCGUUCGGUGUACAAGCGGAUGUUUGAGCCCCUCCACGUGCGGGAGGCUCUGUUUCAGAGGCUCACGGGACAGUUCUGUACCAUCCAGACCCUGAAGAAAGGCCAGGCUUAUGCCGCAGAGGACAAGACCUCUGUGGACGAACGCCUCAGCAUUCUCCUCAAAGGAAAGAUGAAGGUUUCAUACCGAGGCCACUUCCUACACAACAUCUACACCAACUCAUUCAUUGACUCUCCAGAGUUCAGGUCCACUGAGAUGCACAGAGGAGAGAAGUUCCAGGUGACCAUCAUGGCAGAGGAGAACUGUAAGUUCCUGUGUUGGUCUCGAGAGAGGCUGACCUACUUCCUGGAGUCAGACACUUUCCUCAAUGAGGUGUUCAGGUACCUCAUUGGCAAAGACAUUACCAACAAACUGUACUCUCUGAAUGACCCCACGCUCAGUGACAAGGCUGUGAAGAAGAUGGACCGUCAGCCCAGCCUGUGCUCUCAACUGUCUAUGAUGCAGAUGAGGAACAGCAUGGCGAGCACCAGUGACACUGAUGACGUCCUUAACCAGAUCCUACGAGGAGGGUCCGCUGGAUCAUCGCUCCAAAAAUCACCUGGCACCAAGACUUCCGCAAAGAUGAAGCCCAUAGAAGAAGGCAUGGAGGAUGACGUUUUUGAAGAGUCCUCUCCCUCCAGGUCUUGUCAUACGCCUGGCAGCGAGGAAGUGUAGCCAGCAGGGAAAGAACACACCAGAUAAAAUGCAUAUUAUGUAGGUCUGUUUAACAACCCAACAACUAGAGCCUGAUACACCAGCAUGGCUGACAUUAUCAGCCAUGUGCCAUUUCCCCAGAUAUAUACAGAAUGUUGGUUUAUGAGGAAGAACAAAUGUAAGUAGAGAAACGUGUUUGUGCUUUGUCCACCAGAGAGCACUGAGAAGUUUAUUUUUACACAAUGCGUCAGCACAUACACUAUCUCUCAAAGUUUGGGGUCACCUGUUAUAUUGGCGUUUUUCUUCCUUCAAUAAUGGAUUAUAAUUCAGACACCAAAUGUAUUAUUUACAUUUGAAAUAGUUUUGGAAGAAGAAUGAUUAAAUGAUUCAGACUUCCAUUUAGUCAUUGUCCCCACAGCUGCUGUAUCACAGGUGAGAGUACUGUAGUAACCUUCAAUUCUUAAUUUGUUUGUCUGAACUCAGCUUAGAUCAUUAUUAACCACAACAGGCUUUUUCUUUGGGCCCUCUGCAGUCUCCUCAGUGAUCAGAUUGAACAGGUUUAAACUGAUCUGUCAGUCUAUAGUGAGUUUAGCUGAUAAUCGACAGUGCUAUCCCUAGACCAAAGUGGUCUGUGUAUUUUUUGUAGUUGAAAGAAUAGCUUUACUAAACCAACAUGACAUGCACUUGACACUGAAACAGGAACCUGUUCCUAUUUAAAUGUGCACAGAUUCAGAUGCUAAGCUUCCAGUUUCUUGACUGCUAAUUGCUUAUGUUCUUAUUGGACUGUUGCUCAGAGGGUCUCUGUCUCUUUCUGCCCUUUCAGUUGUCAGUCUGGUUGAACUUUUUAUUUUUUUACUUGUUCAUUGUUUUUGCAAACCCUUCAUACAAAAUAUUUGUAAAGAGGACUUUCUACAACUAAAAGCAUGAACGACCAUUCACAAAUAUAGCGUAGUCCUCUCAGAUGAUCCCAAACUUUUAAGUGGUAGUGUAUCCUUAAAAAAAUGUAAAAAACAAACAAUAAAAAGCAAUAUUUAUGAGUCUAUUAAUAUUUAUAUUUGAAUUAUUUUUCUCUGAAACCAGCUUCCUACUGAAAUCUGAGACUGAAAACCAAAACAAUGAGCUGAAAGACACUAGAAAGCUCAGUAUAGAGCUGAGGGGAACUUCAGAGUUGGGUGAUUGUCUGUAGGUUCAUCACUGUGACACAGUUCACAUUACAUUUAGUUAUCUGAUCUAUUGUUAAUAUAAUAAUAUAUAUUAGUGCCGCUUUAAAUUCUCAAGCAUCAAUAUCAGAAUCAGUCUCCUGUAUCGGCCAGGCUCUAAUAGAUAACUCUUAAAACAGAAUUUUGAAAUUCAUUUGUUUUUGGAGAACAUAACUGGUCCAUCUCUUCUCUUUGUGUGAUACAAAGAAAUCUAUUUUGUAUGAUAUUUUUGAUUUUGUGUAGACACAAGCUUUUACUGUUUUAGCCACAAGCUCAUAACUUUCACAUCAGGAUCUCUGUUUCUUUGGAGAUUUUAUUUAACAAUGUAUUCUUUGAAAAUGUUUGAAACCUUGCACUUUGUGUGUUUGUGCUGUUUGCUGUAUGUUAAAGCUUUGGAUUCAAUGAUUAUUGUGAUUUCAUUGUUGUACCCUAUUAAAUAUAUGUGAUCAUCUAGCUCUGUAUACUUUUCUAGAUGAAUGGUAAACUGUGAGGUGGAACUGAAUGUCAGAGUCAGGGUGUCAUGUUGCAAGAUUUGUAGGAGUGGAGUGCCCCCUGUGGCCAUAAUGUGCUAUGCAUGCUUUGUUCAUUACAGUAAAUUCUGUUAAGUAUUAACCACAAAUCCAAUGUGAAGAUUUCCAUCUUUAAUAAUAAAUAAUUUAUCUCUUAUCCAGGCCUGCAAAUAAACAUUUUACCAAACCACA
Dicentrarchus labrax (European seabass) is the source of this 3156-nucleotide messenger RNA. RefSeq names its product blood vessel epicardial substance (gene popdc1). The transcript is spliced from 8 exons. Gene Ontology annotation, cellular component: sarcolemma. The record is from RefSeq and is a predicted model, not a curated record. Gene Ontology annotation, molecular function: cAMP binding. NCBI's taxonomy places the organism in Eukaryota, Metazoa, Chordata, Actinopteri, Moronidae. The coding region runs from base 192 to 1277 and encodes 361 amino acids.